AUGGGCGUCUUCUCCAAGAAAGCUCCGGAGGAGCAUGUCACUCCUGACCCCGCGACGCCGGCUGCCUUCAACGAAAAGACGGGCGAGCACCCCGAUGAGAGGUCAAGCGAUGACGAACCCAUCGGAAAGGAUGUCCAGGCCGGUGUCGCCAAGGUCGAGGCCAUGACCUCUGUCUGGACCAAGCGCGAUCUGAUUGCAGCUUAUGUCCUCAUCUGGCUGUUCUAUGUCGUCACUUCCAUUCAGGAAGUCUCGAUGCGUGUCUUGUCGCCCUUCGUCACCAGCACCUUCGCCUUGCAAUCGCUGACAGCGACGACUAGCGUCAUGUCCACCCUCAUCGCUGGUCUCAUCAAGUUGCCGCUGGCCAAGAUUCUCGAUACCUGGGGUCGUCCUCAGGGCAUGGGUUUGAUGCUGCUUUGCUGGGUCCUCGGAUUCAUCAUGAUGGCUGCCUGCAAGAACGUUGAGACCUACGCCGCUGCUCAAGUUUUCUACUCUGUUGGAUCCCAGGGUAUCAGCUACUGCAUCACUAUCUUCAUUGCCGACACCUCGACCCUCAAGAGCAGAGCUCUCAUGCUCUCCUUCGCAACCACCCCCUACAUCUUUACCACCUGGGCGGCCGGCCCCAUUACCGAUAGCAUUCUUAGCAGCGGAGGCAUGGGAUGGCGCUGGGGCUUGGGCAUGUGGGCAAUCAUUGCCCCCGCCGUUGUCGGUCCCCUUGUUCUUCUUUUCCUUUGGAAUCAACACAAGGCGAAGAAGAUGGGUCUCAUUGAAGACCGUGGAUCGAUCAAGAACAUCUCUGCAAGCAAGGUUCUGAAGUUCCUCAUUGACAUCGACGCUCUCGGUAUUCUGAUCCUCGCCACCGGCAUGUCCCUGUUCCUCUUGCCGUUCAACAUCUACUCGUACCAGUCCGAUGGAUGGAAUUCCCCCCUCAUCAUUGCCUUCAUCGUAGUUGGCUUCUGCUUGAUUAUCGGAUUCGUCCUCUACGAGAGGUUUUUGGCACCUGUCACCUUCAUCCCCUUCUCACUCCUUAUGGACAGAACCGUAUUCUUUGGCGGCCUGAUGUUCGUCUUUGUUUUCUUCAACUCGGCUGUCUGGGGCUCCUUCUUCACCUCGAUGCUCAUGGUUGUCUGGGACACGACUGUCUCGCAGGCCACCUACAUCAGCAACAUUUACCGCACCGGCUCCUGCUUUUUCUCGGUCAUCAUCUCUACUCUGAUCUACAAGACGGGACGCUUCAAGCCCUUCGCUCUGUACUUCCUCAUUCCUCUGAUGAUGCUCGGCGUCGGUCUCAUGAUCCACUUCCGCCAACCAGACCAGUCCAUUGGAUACAUUGUCAUGACCCAGAUCUUUGUCGCUUUUGCCGGUGGCCCCCUCGUCAUCUGUGGUGAGAUGGCCAUGCUGUCGCCCUCCGACCACCAGCACGUUGCUGUCAUCAUGGCUAUCCUUGAUCUCUUCGGCAGUAUCGGUUCGACCGUCGGUUACACCGUUGCUACCGCCAUCUGGACCGGCACGUUCAGGAAGAACAUAGUCAAGUACACUCCCCCCGGCACUCCGGUCGACACCAUAUACAACGACAUCUACAGCCAGCUUUCAUACGCCGUCGGAACUCCCGAGCGCAUUGGCAUUCAGAAAGCCUACGGUGACUCGCAGCGCAUCAUGCUCAUCACUAGUGUAACUCUCUUGGUUGGUGCGUUGGGCUCCGUCGCCAUGUGGCGCGACAUCAACGUCAAGAAGAUAAAGCAGGUGCGCGGAAAUGUUGUUUAA
Colletotrichum graminicola M1.001 is the source of this 1761-nucleotide messenger RNA. RefSeq names its product major facilitator superfamily transporter. The transcript is spliced from 3 exons. NCBI's taxonomy places the organism in Eukaryota, Fungi, Ascomycota, Sordariomycetes, Glomerellales, Glomerellaceae. Bases 1 to 1761 code for a protein of 586 amino acids. Gene Ontology annotation, biological process: transmembrane transport. Gene Ontology annotation, molecular function: transmembrane transporter activity. The record is from RefSeq and is a predicted model, not a curated record.